AUGCAAGAUAAUACAGCUGCUGUAGAAGAGGAAAACCCCUCAUUUUCGGCCAAGAAAUUGCUGAAUCAUUGGUUGAGAUUCAGUUCAGGUUUACCUGAAACAAACAUAACACUUAAUAGUGAGUUUGAGAGGAUACUGUUGGACUCCUCAUGGCAACGUGCCACGCCUGAAACCUUGGAAAUUGGCAGAGGUGGGGUUGGCCCAUUCGCUGCAUCCCUCAAAGAAAAGAUUAACCGAAUGUUUGGUGGAGAGCAUGUACGUUUCAAGCAUAUAUAUGAAGCCUCAUCUGAUCCUACUUUCUGCAACAGGAACACUUGGAGAGCAAUGAGGGUGAUCCUGAAGAAUGUCAUUGCUGUUGGUAUCGGUGGCAGCUUCUUAGGUCCUCUUCAAACAAAUCCAAAGGCUAUCGAAACAGCAAGGGGAAGGCAACUGCAUUUUCUUGCAAACGUUGAUCCUAUUGAUGUUGCGAGAAAUAUUACAGGGUUAAAUCCAGAAACUACCCUUGGAGUCAGCACUAAUCUUACAGUAUGGAAAUUUCCUUUGUUCUCUUCGCCUCCAAGACUUCCCAAGGGGCUCAGACUGCGGUUGAGUCUUGUCGACUGUAACAAGACUCCUAACACCGCCGAACAAAUCAGAACCAAGCUCCGGCUCGCCGAUCUUCGCCGAUGGACCAAGAUUCCGCUUGCCUCAGUGUGCUACCCGGGAAUAGAGCCCCUCAUCACACAAUCACUUUUUGCAGAGGCGUUGCUUUGCCGUAUGUCCUUGGUAAAGUCAAAAGUAUCAGUUUAUCUUCUUAUCUUAGGGGUCCUCCUCCUACUCCUUCUCCCGCUCUGUCUCCAGAGCCAACAAUUUCUCCAUAUCCUGCUUCUCCAGUUCCCCCCAGCACCAUCCAAGGUACCUCCACAUCCUCGUCCAUGUCCAUACCGCGGUUCUGGAAUUCCUCCAAGCUCCUCACCAACUUCUCAUCUUAACCCUACUGUUCCUCCUAGUUAUGCACCUAAUGGUUCCCCUUACUCGCCUUCUGGGAGUCCUUAUACGAGUCCCUCAUCUCAAUUCCUCCAAGCUGAAUCACUGGUUGAGAUUCAGUUCAGGUUUACCUAA
Messenger RNA from Prunus armeniaca (apricot), 1101 nucleotides. The record is from the annotation of a GenBank genome assembly. NCBI's taxonomy places the organism in Eukaryota, Viridiplantae, Streptophyta, Magnoliopsida, Rosales, Rosaceae.